UUCCAUCGCUCCAGGCGCUGACGAUGUCGAACGCGAACGACGGGAUAAACCUGGAACGUCUGGAGACUAUCGGGGACAGUUUCCAAUUCGCCAUCACGGCGUACCUUUACUGCGCGCAUCCGAACGUGCACGAGGGGAAGCUAAGUCACAUGAGGAGCAAACAGGUGUCGAACCUCAACCUGUACCGUCUGGCCCUUCACCGUUGCCACCGCCCUCCGCCCACGCUGCAUCCCAAGGCCGCGGAAUGUCAAGAGCAGGGUCCGAAGAACGAGACGUCCGUGGACAGUAGUGGAUGUUACAUACCUUAUAAUCUGAUCACACAACAUAGUAUACCCGACAAGUCCAUAGCGGACUGCGUGGAGGCUCUGAUCGGCGCGUACCUGCUGGAGUGCGGGCCGCGGGGCGCGUUGUUGUUCAUGUCGUGGCUCGGCAUCCGCGUGCUGCCGCUCCACCACGUCACUCCUGCUGCGCUGCGGGACGCGACGCACGCGCAGGACCAGGUCAGACACUUUGACACUUCACAUCUCAUGUCGUGGCUCGGCAUCCGCGUGCUGCCGCUCCACCACGUCACCCUGCCGCCGGGGGGCUGCGCUGCGGGACGCGACGCACGCGCAGGACCAGGUCAGACACUUGUAGCCAGUGUGACUACUGCACACAGUGACACUUCACAUCUCAUGUCGUGGCUCGGCAUCCGCGUGCUGCCGCUCCACCACGUCACCCUGCUGCCGGGGCUGCGCUGCGGGACGCGACGCACGCGCAGGACCAGUGACACUUCACAUCUCAUGUCGUGGCUCGGCAUCCGCGUGCUGCCGCUCCACCACGUCACCCUGCUGCUGGGGGGCUGCGCUGCGGGACGCGACGCACGCGCAGGACCAGGUCAGACACUUGUAGCCAGUGUGACUACUGCACACAGUGACACUUCACAUCUCAUGUCGUGGCUCGGCAUCCGCGUGCUGCCGCUCCACCACGUCACCCUGCCGCCGCCGGGGGCCGCGCCGCGGGACGCGACGCACGCGCAGGACCAGGUCAGACACUUUGACACUUCACAUCUCAUGUCGUGGCUCGGCAUCCGCGUGCUGCCGCUCCACCACGUCACCCUGCCGCCGGGGGCGCGACUGACACUUCACAUCUCAUGUCGUGGCUCGGCAUCCGCGUGCUGCCGCUCCACCACGUCACCCUGCUGCCGGGGGGCGCCGCGCCGCGGACGCGACGCACGCGCAGGACCAGGUCAGACACUUGUAGCCAGUGUGACUACUGCACACAGUGACACUUCACAUCUCAUGUCGUGGCUCGGCAUCCGCGUGCUGCCGCUCCACCACGUCACCCUGCCGCCGGGGGCCGCGCCGCGGGACGCGACGCACGCGCAGGACCAGAAACCAUCACCGCCCCCAUCACCGAAACGCCAGCGCCGUUCGUCAUCAUCAUCAUCAUCGGAGUGCUCGUCCGAUGAAGAGGAACCAGCGCGGGAGUGUCUCGAGAGCGAGAGGACCGAGGAGUGGUGGUGGAAGGACAGGCGCGUCGGGUCCCUGCCGCCACGACAGGAUUCGAACGGAACCUGGAUUCAGCCGGUAUAUGGUGAACUGAAGGCACCUCCGUCUCCCCUCCUGAGAUAUAUAGAAGAUCCCGAAGGAGAACUGGAACAAAUGCUGUCUGGCUACGACGCGCUGGAGCGCACGCUGCAGUACCGGUUCCAGGACCGCUCGCUGCUGCUGCAGGUGCUGACGCACGCCUCGCACCACAACAACAGGCUGAGCGACUGCUACCAGAGGCUCGAGUUCCUCGGAGACGCCAUAUUGGACUACUUGAUAACGCGUCACCUGUACGAGGACGCGCGGCGCCACUGUCCCGGCGCGCUCACGGACCUGCGCUCGGCGCUCGUCAACAACACUAUAUUCGCCACGCUCGCCGCCAAGCACGGCUUCCACAAAUAUUUCCGUCACAUGUCGCCGGGCUUGAACGAAGUUCUCACUAAAUACGUGAAGAUACAAGAGGAGAAUGGACACUCUAUUAGCGAAGAGCAUUACCUGAUCCAAGAGGACGAGAUGGAGCAAGCGGAGGACGUGGAGGUGCCCAAGGCACUCGGAGACCUGUUCGAAUCCGUCGCCGGCGCCAUAUUCCUGGACUCAGGCAUGUCGCUGGGCGCGGUGUGGCGCUCGUACGUGCGGCUGAUGGGGCGCGAGCUGGAGGCCUUCAGCGCGGCCGCGCAGUCGCCGUCAGGGGAGCUGCUGGAGGCGGAGCCCGACACCGCCAAGUUUGGCAAACCCGAGCGGCUAGCCGACGGCCGCCGUGUGAGAGUGUGCGUGGAAGUCUUCGGCCGAGGGGCUUUUAAGGGGGUAGGCAGGAAUUAUAGGAUAGCGAAGGGGACCGCAGCGAGAUGCGCCCUUAGGCAUUUACGGACGCAUAGACAGAGAUAGAUAUAGGAGAUUGUAAGGGGUAAGUUCGGAUUAGACCGUUUAAUACUAAUCAGUUAGUAAAAUUAACUGCCAUUGUGGUCCAUGUAAGUGUG
Messenger RNA from Manduca sexta (tobacco hornworm), 2506 nucleotides. RefSeq names its product endoribonuclease Dcr-1-like. Gene Ontology annotation, molecular function: deoxyribonuclease I activity; RNA binding; ribonuclease III activity. Gene Ontology annotation, cellular component: nucleus; RISC complex; cytoplasm. Gene Ontology annotation, biological process: pre-miRNA processing; siRNA processing; apoptotic DNA fragmentation. The record is from RefSeq and is a predicted model, not a curated record. Lineage: Eukaryota; Metazoa; Arthropoda; Insecta; Lepidoptera; Sphingidae.